This is a messenger RNA of Spinacia oleracea (spinach), 1245 nucleotides long. RefSeq lists its product as uncharacterized. The record is from RefSeq and is a predicted model, not a curated record. Lineage: Eukaryota; Viridiplantae; Streptophyta; Magnoliopsida; Caryophyllales; Amaranthaceae. Bases 1 to 1245 code for a protein of 414 amino acids. The transcript has 2 exons. Gene Ontology annotation, molecular function: RNA-DNA hybrid ribonuclease activity; nucleic acid binding.
AUGCCUUGGGUGGGAGGUAAGAUUCCUGAGGUUCGUUCGAAUCAGACAAUUGGUCCCUCUUCGAAAUGGCGAGUUAGUGAAUUUAUAUAUAGGGAUUCCUCUUCUUGGAAAGCUAAUUUGGUUCGUGAACGGUUUGUUUGGAAGGAUGCUUGGUCUAUUUUGGCUAUGGAAGUUCCAAAAGAAGAAGGGGAGGAUUAUAGAUAUUGGAAUUUCACUAAAUCAGGAAGGUUUUCGGUAAGUUCAGGAUAUGAUUAUUUAUUUAAUAAAUAUGCGGUGGACUCUAGGACUUUAGACGAUCAUGACUUAGUUGCUCUUCGGCUUAUCUGGAAAUUGAACAUUUUACCCAAAUGGAAGUAUUUUGUGUGGAAGAUUUUUUAUGAUGGCCUUGCUGUGAAGGUCAAUUUAGUGAGGAGGGGUUUGAAUUGUGAUACUAUGUGUAACUAUUGUGGCUUAGGAGAGGAAGAUUUGCAACAUGUUUUGAGGUUUUGCUCAGUGGCAGAAUUGAGUUGGAACACUAGUUCACUUCGAAUCAAUCCAUUUGAAAAUGAAUCGUGGCCGUUGAGAAAAUGGUUACGUAGCUAUAUCCUGCUUUAUCAUAGCGAGGAUGGGUGGAACGGGGGACGACUUCAGAACUUUAUAGCUUUGCUUUGGAGUUUGUGGAAAGUUAGGAAUGCAAGGGUUUUUAGAGGAGAGGGAGGGCAUCCAGGUGCCGUUUUUGCUAUGUUGGAAAAUCAACUACAAGAAGUGGGUACCUUUACGUCGGGGAGGGAGGAGAGUCCAAUCGGUGGGCCGAGAGAGCCCCCAGGUUACCAUAUGGUGCACAUUGGGAGAGAGAAAGCGUUUCAUAACGGAUUGGAGUGCGAUUUAGCCUGUCAGAAGUCAGGGAAGGCAGGAUGGGGUAUGGCAAUCUCCUCUAACCUUUUGUUUGAAGGAGAGACGGCAGGUGAUCAUGGAAGGGCGGUUUCUUCGGUUCAUGCAGAAGCGAAGGCUUGCCUCCUUGCCCUAACCUGGGCGUCAAAUAGACAAAUUAGUCAAUUACGGGUCAACACGGACUCGGCUGCUCUUAUUUCGUAUCUUCACAUGGGAAAAGUCAGUGAUAUAUCGAUUGUAGGUACUAUAGGAGACAUCAAGGCUAUGGGAUGCAGGUUCCGACAAUGCACCAUUCUAAAAGUUCCAAGACAGGAGGUGGAUAAGGCUGACAAUGUUGCCCGAAGAUGUAGCAUUUUGGGAUACUCGAUCCCUUAA